AAAUAAAACAGACUGUAAAUCUCAUAUUUUACGCAUCCGACGAGCUCAGCACGGCGAAGUUUACACCUCGAAACCCUCACACGCUGCGCGGCUACAGUUGCAGGCUUGCCAACGGCGCUCCCCUCUUGGAUCUUAAUUGGAAGCCGCCGUUUCUAUCAAGCAUUUUGAAGGUUAAAAUGGAGCCUAUGGACAUUGUUGGUAGAACAAAAGAGGAUGCUUCUCUUCCUAAAGCAACUAUGACAAAAAUUAUUAAGGAGAUGCUCCCUCCAGAUGUUCGUGUUGCAAGGGACACACAAGAUUUGUUAAUUAAAUGUUGUGUAGAAUUUAUUAAUCUUCUGUCUUCAGAAUCCAACGAAGUUUGUAACAAGGAAGAGAAAAGAACAAUUGCACCAGAGCAUGUAAUCAAGGCCUUAGAGGCUCUCGGAUUUCCGGAGUAUACCGACGAAGUUUGUGCGGCGUAUGAGCAGCACAGGCUUGAGACUCUGGACACCAUGAGAAGCGGUAAAUGGAGCAACGGAGCAGAGAUGACGGAGGAAGAGGCAUUAGCAGAGCAACAGAGAAUGUUUGCGGAGGCGCGUGCUAGGAUGAACGGAGGUGCUUCAGAGCCCAAGUCUAGUAGAGUGGAGUAGAGUAGCGCGACUCCAAUGCACUCAGGUGAUGAUAAUGUCUUAAUACCUAACUUUUUUAGUGAGAGAGAGAGAGAGAGAACAUUGGUGUUGUUCUUGACUCCCUCUUCCUCCCUUUUUUUUCUGCUGCUGCUGCUGUUUUAUGAAGGUUGUUAUUUUAUGUACAUAAGUGCAGUCAGUGAGUCGGUCAGUCAUACACUGUUUUAUGAUGUUCUCUACGCUUACACUACACUAUGCAUUACAUAAAUAUAUAAUAUAUAUAUAUAUGUGGCUGUAAUUAUUUGUAUGAUGUUUUACUCAUA
Andrographis paniculata is the source of this 928-nucleotide messenger RNA. RefSeq names its product protein Dr1 homolog. Lineage: Eukaryota; Viridiplantae; Streptophyta; Magnoliopsida; Lamiales; Acanthaceae. The record is from RefSeq and is a predicted model, not a curated record. Gene Ontology annotation, molecular function: protein heterodimerization activity. Bases 177 to 629 code for a protein of 150 amino acids. The transcript has 6 exons.